Molecule: messenger RNA, 2807 nt
Organism: Cheilinus undulatus (humphead wrasse)
Lineage: Eukaryota; Metazoa; Chordata; Actinopteri; Labriformes; Labridae
Gene: gab3
Product: GRB2 associated binding protein 3
Exons: 12
Coding region: 392-2095 (567 amino acids)
Source: RefSeq, a predicted model, not a curated record
UUGAACACCUCUUCUACAUGAAUCUUUGCAAAAAUGAAAUCAAAGGCUUUUUUGGCAGUGUACUGUUACUGCUUCAGCUGACAUUGACCCGGCAGCAGAGGUGGCAGGAGAGUGGAUAGUGCCUAAAAUGAGGGAAUAACAUGAGGGAAAGAGCUGCAGCUUGGGCUUGAAGUCAGGCUUCCUGCUAGAGAAUUAAAGUCUCCACCAACAUGUGAUCAAUUUCUUUGACUUCCUCCUUUUGGAGUGGCUGCGCUGAAUACCAGAGUACAGGAUAUGCUUCGCAGUGCCUCUCAGUUUCACAGCAGCAGCAGAGGCAGCAGAGGCAGAGGCAGCACUUACAGCACUUACAGCAGCAGCAGCCGCCGAGAAGACGACACACUCUGCAGUCAAGAUGAGUGCUGGGGAUGUGGUCUGCUACGGCUGGCUCAUUAAAUCCCCUCCGGAGAAGAAGCUAAAGAGAUUUGCCUGGAGAAAACGCUGGUUUGUGCUCCGGAGAGGUCGAAUGAGUGGUAACCCCGAUGUGCUGGAGUACUAUCAGAGUAAGAACUCCAAAAAGCCCAUCCGCACCAUCGACCUGAAAGAGUGCGAGGUGGAAAUGCUGAACGGACAGCUCAGGAUAAAACGAGACUUUCACGGGAAGCACCUCUUCGUGGUGAAGACGUCAUCUCGAGUUUUCUACCUGGUGGCCAAAACAGAGGAGGAGAUGAACUGCUGGAUCAGCAGCAUCAGUCAGAUCUGUCAGUUUGGGAGCCUGGAGGAGGCAGAGAGCUCAGAAGAAGGCUUCCCUCACACCCCCAUCUCCCUCCAGCCGUCCCCUGACAGCUCCGACAGGGCGUCUGUAUCCAGCCAGCUCGAUUCCAGUCACCCACUGGACUACCUGUUACUCGCCCAGUGUGAGACGGGGAGUGUGAGCGCUAGUCGACUCAACAGCUUCUCAAACUCUGAGAUCUCUCUGGAGCAGAAGUCAUCAGACGAUGCAGUCAAAGACAUCGUCCCCUCACCUCUCUACACCGAUUCCUCUUCCUCCUCCAUUUCUCACGCCCCCAGUCUCACUCCACCCAUCUUCCCCCAUGGAAGAUUGACUAACCCCCCUUUCAGCGCUCCAUGCACCUCCCUGGCUCUGCCUUCUUCCUCCUCCUCUCCCCUUCUUCACUGUGCCACAAGCGUCUUCCAGUUCGACAAACCUUACUCUUCUGCGUCCUUUGAGGCAACGAGUGACACACAGACGCCUCCUCCGCUGCCACCGAAACCCAACCACCUGUCAGAGCAGCAAAGUGAUGAAGGAGCAAACAGGACAAGGGCGAUGAGCACACAGCAUUUCUUAAGUCACGGUGCUUUGUUCUCGCGGAGGACGUCAUUGUCAGGCCUGGACCAUUUCAGAAUAGGAGAUGCUGACGGUAGAUUGAUACAGAACAGAAGACAGAGUCUUAAUCUGCCCUGUUUGAGUACUGUACGAUUUCAAAGCUUUGAGGAUGAGUCAUAUGUUCCCAUGGCUUCUCCUUCUCCCCCUGUUACCGCCACUGAAUGUGAUGGUUACAUCCCCAUGAGCCCCAGGACAUUCAGCUUCCUCAAUACAAACAGCAACAUCGAGUCAUCCACACCUCUGACACCGCUGAUGUGUCAACCUGCAGAUCUCGCACCUCCUCCAAUUCACCGACAUUUAAAACCACGUUUGAGGCGAGUUCGACCCCCACCUCUUGACUUGACAGGACUCUCAACAAUCACAGAGUGUCCCACUCACCUUCCUCUGAGCAGAGCUAUGACUGAAACAUGCUUUUCAACGAAGUUAUUACCUCUUGAAAGAAGACCUGAGAACGGGGAACACCCAAGAGAUGAAAACAAAAACUGCACUGAAAUGGAGUCAAUGAAACAUUUCUCUCUAACUUUUGAUGGAGCUGUUCAGCCGUGGGCGAGAAGAUCAAACCUCGACUAUUUGUCACUGGAUUUCAAUUCAGCAUCGCCCUCUCCUGUGCUGAAGAAGCCCUUUCUAUCUGAUGAGAACAGAGUGGAUUAUGUGAAGGUCGAUGAGAAGAAGACACAGGCACUGCAAAAUACCAAAAUGGAGUGGACAGAUGUGCGACAAUCAAAAACAUGACUUGAAAAAGACAUGAUGAAGAAAAUCACCACCCCUUGUUUCAAGAGGACCAUCAGUAACACCAGCACAGGAGAAAACUGCGGACCAAAACCAUUUAAAAGCACUUUGAAAAACAGUAUCAAAAAAGCACAAGAGAAAGUAAGCAGUUGUAUGCUUGUUUACUGGGUAAAAACUCAAAAUUGCACUGUAAAAACUUUAUUUACUCUCAGUUGACCUGAUCUCUACUGUAAAUAAGACCAAACCGUGCACUGCAUCACAAUGAUUUUUACUGUAGCAUAAUGUUUUACCAAAUUUUGAAAAGGGCAUCUUAUUGCUGUACUGUCUGUAUGAUUUGCUUUGAAUGUUUGUUAUUUAGUGUUUGUGGCUGCAAAGAAGAAAAGUGAUUUUUUUUUAUGCCCAUGCCCCCAAACACACAGACUUUGUAACAGAACAUCAAUAAUCCAGUCUGAGAUCCCUUUUUUCUCUUUCUCCUGAAAUGAACUGCUCACAGAAAAGGCUUAGUGACUACUCUCUUCUUGCCUUUAGGGUUAAUAUUACCGGUAUUAACUUCAUUUGUUAAAUUUCAAUGAAGAAAAUUGUAAUGACCCAAACAAUAAUUUUCCCCUUUAAAAAAAUUCAAAUUUUAUUUAUUGUGCUUUCUUAUUUAUUUUAUUUUAAUAUGUGUUCUGUCUUGUUGGCGCAUCUUCACUGCUGGCAUGUUCUCAUGUUUAUG